This is a messenger RNA of Pleurotus ostreatus (oyster mushroom), 1323 nucleotides long. RefSeq lists its product as uncharacterized. NCBI's taxonomy places the organism in Eukaryota, Fungi, Basidiomycota, Agaricomycetes, Agaricales, Pleurotaceae. The transcript is spliced from 10 exons. The record is from RefSeq and is a predicted model, not a curated record. Bases 1 to 1323 code for a protein of 440 amino acids. Gene Ontology annotation, cellular component: nucleus.
AUGUCUUCAGAAUCUUGGCCGCCUCAGCUCAAGGAAUGGGUUGCGAAAUGUCUAGGGCAAAUGACCGAUACAAAUAGGAACGAAGCACAAACCGAACUAAGACAGGUAAUUGCAGAACAUUUUGCCUCGCGGACAUUGUGGACGACGGACUGGGCGGCUAUACAACUAAAAAGUCUUCAGCCGGCUCCUCCACCCAAUAUUAUCAAUCUCAAGCGGAAGAGUGGUGAAGGAGCAUCGCCGCUAUCUAAGAAAGCGAAGAAGCAUGCCCAGAAGGCCGCCUCAGCACCAGAAUAUCACGAUACGGAAGCACUCAACCGGAGGGCCAUGCGGUUCUCUCGAGAGCAUACAAUUGAAAGACAGAAGUCGUUAGCAAACGGCGGUCAGACAUCUCUUCAAACAAAUUCUCACCAUUCUCAUUUAUCCAAUAAUGGAGCUUCUCGAUCUGCCUCACUCUACAUGAAUGUGGACGAUCCCGAAGUCGAUCCUAAUGUUCCGAAUUGGGACAAAUUCACGAUUGUCGGCACAUCGACGGAGCUUUUCAAGAAUUACCUACGCCUGACAAGUGAACCUAAACCUGAAUCCAUUCGUCCUUAUCCAGUAUUGCAACAGACGCUGCUAGAGCUCAAGAAGAAAUGGCGCGAAAAAGUGUCGUAUGCCUGGAUAUGUAACCAAUUCAAGAGUCUGCGCCAGGAUCUCACAGUCCAACGGAUUAAAAACCAGUUCACAGUCGAAGUGUAUGAGAUUCAUGCACGCAUGGCCUUGGAAAGCAACGACAUGGUAGAAUACAAUGCAUGCCAAGCAACUUUGAAAACCCUCUAUGAACUUGGCAUACCCGGCAAAGUGGAAGAGUUCACAGCAUACCGUAUCUUGAUGCUCCUCCACGGACUCAACAUGACAGAAUUGAAUCUAUAUGUAGGUCAGCUAACGCCCAAACAGAAAGCAGACAAGGCUGUACGACAUGCCUUGCAAGUCCAGCGAGCGCUUUCCAUGGGCAACUAUCAUUCUCUCUUUCAACUGUAUCUGAAUGCGGAGAACAUGGGCGCAUAUAUUAUGGACCAUUUCAUUGAUCGCGAGAGAGUGAAGGCCUUGAUGAUGAUGACAAAAUCGUACCGUACUUUGUCUUUGCAGUUCAUCACGGAUGAAUUGGCGUUUGAGACGAUCGAUGGAGCUCGCAAUUUUCUUGCCGAACACUCCGCUGCCUUCUUUAGCAACCCUAAUAGCCCAGAUGACCAGAAAGUCCUCGAUUGCAGACCCUCGCAUCCUCAGCUAUGCCAAGCGUUCGAAAGCAAGUACAGGAAAGUCGGGAUCAAAGGGGCAAUAUAG